Fusarium vanettenii 77-13-4 is the source of this 1386-nucleotide messenger RNA. RefSeq lists its product as uncharacterized. The coding region runs from base 1 to 1386 and encodes 461 amino acids. Gene Ontology annotation, biological process: intracellular calcium ion homeostasis; calcium ion transmembrane transport. The transcript has 5 exons. The record is from RefSeq and is a predicted model, not a curated record. Gene Ontology annotation, cellular component: fungal-type vacuole membrane. Gene Ontology annotation, molecular function: calcium:proton antiporter activity. Lineage: Eukaryota; Fungi; Ascomycota; Sordariomycetes; Hypocreales; Nectriaceae.
AUGUCUAGCAGGUCUUCCCACGCGGCCGACGAGAACUCGCCGCUCAUCGCCAAUGGCGGUGCCUCGUCGGCCCUCCAAGAUACCCUCGGCCAUGUCCAUGGCAAUGGCAAUGGCAACGGUCACAUCAGCCUCAGCCGAGGCUCAAGCACCAUGACUUUUCUCUUCGACUCGAAGCAUACACCGGGUCUCGAUAACCAUAACUUUGCCCUGAGGCAUCUCGCCUACUCGUGGCAUGUCACCAAGGUGACACUUCUUAGCAGCUAUGUCAAUUUCCUUCUGAUUAUGGUUCCCAUUGGCAUUGUCGCCGGCAAGCUGGGCUGGAAUUCCACCGCCGUCUUCACUAUCAAUUUCUUCGCCAUUAUCCCCCUCGCCGCCGUCCUUUCGUUCGCGACCGAAGAGAUUUCUCUGAAGCUGGGUGAAACAAUGGGUGGUCUGUUGAAUGCUACUUUUGGAAACGCCGUCGAACUGAUUGUCAGUAUUGUUGCGCUCAAGGAAAAGCAAAUCGACAUUGUCCAGGCCUCGAUGCUCGGCUCGAUUCUCUCCAACCUUUUGCUGGUGAUGGGCAUGUGCUUCCUGUUUGGCGGUCUAAUUCAUCGUGGUCAAACUGGCAGUGGUACAGAACAGGUCUUCUCUUCGGCUACUGCUCAGACUACCUGUUCGCUCAUGACACUCUCGUCUGCCUCGCUUGUCAUUCCCGCCGCCUUGUACGCUGUUCUUGACCAGGGCGGCUCCAGGGACAAAGAUCAGAGCAUCCUCACACUUUCGCGCGGAACCGCCAUCAUUCUUCUUCUCCUCUACGUCCUUUACCUCGUCUUCCAGCUUCGCACCCACAGCAACCUUUUCGAUGCCGAGAACCAGAACGCUGGUGGCGAGGGCGAGGAGCCUGAGGAGCCUACCCUUGGCACUGUCAGCGCUGUCGCCGUCCUUGUUGUCACCACCAUCCUGGUAGCCAUCUGCGCCGACUACCUCGUUGGAAGCAUUGAUGACCUUGUCGAGACAUCGGGCAUCAGCAGGGCCUUUAUCGGUUUGAUUUUGAUCCCUAUCGUUGGAAACGCCGCCGAACACGUUACCGCUGUUGUUGUUGCUGUUCGGGACAAGAUGGACCUGGCUAUGGGUGUUGCCAUUGGCUCCAGCAUCCAGAUCGCUCUUCUCGUCACCCCUUUCCUUGUCAUUGUUGGCUGGAUCAUUGGCUCCGAUAUGAGCCUUCACUUUGAGACCUUCCAAACCGUUGCCUUUGCCGUGUCCGUUCUUGUCGUCACCUACACCGUCCAGGACGGCAAGUCCAACUAUCUCGAAGGCGCUAUGCUUCUCGGUCUCUACGCCAUUAUCGCCUUGGCCUUCCUCGUCACCCCAAGUGGCAUCAUCGACGGCAAGAUUGGCGUCUAG